AGGUAGCUGUGAAAUAUGUCUGGUGUUUCCCUCCGUGUUCACGUUAAGCUCGCGCUUCUUAUUUAAGCAAAAGUGCCCAUUUUAAGAGGCGCGUAAAAACAUUCAGCCGGGUUUGGUGUCAGAGUGGGGUUGGUAUUUUGGGUAUUUUGCAUUUCCGUUAAUGAGCAGGAGGGCGUGCUUUAAGCAAGCGGCACAACAGGUAGGCUUUCUUUUCUUUCUUUUUUUUUAACCCCCCCCACACACACCUGAGAGUGAAGAGACGGCACACGGCGCAGAUACACCAGGAGAUUCCUGACGAAAACUCUUCCUUCUUUUAACCUACACGUGAAACGUGCUUGGUUCAGAGCAGCACAGAGGAACAGCUCUCUGAGCUGGAAGAGGAGGCCGAGAUGUGGCGAAACGACAUGUACGAUUCUGUCCCCACAAAGGGCAAAGGAUCCAACGUCCGGAGUUCCAAAAGCAGUGGAGACAUCGGAUACGCUGAAGAUGAUUCUGUACUUCUGAACAGUCAAAGUACGAACAAGAUGCCUCAGCACUCCAACCUAGGGCCAUAUUUCCAGGAUGGCCAGAGGCGCGUCGAUUACAUCCUAACCUACCACGUGGACAAACUAGAGCACAUUCGCCACCACUCCUCUAGCACCUUUAAAGGGCUGAAGGACAGCCUGUGCUGCAUUGGGAAACGCAACAAGGCCAACUCCAGCCAUCACGACCCUGAGAGUGCCAGUAAUGCGCACAUCCACAGAGAAGAGUUUGAACAUAAGCUUUUAGACAUGGGACUCGAGCUGGAGAAAGAGGAAGAUGCGAAAAUUCCAGAUGUGGGCUUUCUGAAGAUCCACGCACCCUGGCUUGUUCUCUGUCGAGAAGCAGAAUUCAUGAAGCUCAAGAUGCCCACCAAAAAAAAAUACGAAGUCAGUCAAGGAAGUAGUGGUAUCCGUGCAAUAAACGCAUUUAUCCAAAGAUUGUCUGCACCGCUGACUCCCAAAAUCGAGGAGAAGUCCCCCCAGAACGAGAAGCACAUCUGUUAUCCGUUCUCCAGGGAAAAACAGCACUUGUUUGAUCUCACAGAUAGAGAUUCCUUCUUCGACAGUAAAAUCCGUGCCUCAAUCGUGUGUGAGAUCAUAAAGCGAAUAAAGUGCAUAGGAGUGAAGGAUAUCAUGGGCAUUAACACACUUCUCGCUCAUGGAGUUUACACCUCAGCCUACCCUCUACAUGAUGGAGAUAUUGAGGGUGUUGAGGCUGAACCGAAUGACAGAAAGGUCCUAUACGAGCAGUGGGCCAGAUACAGCCUCUUCUACAAAUUCCAGCCCAUCGGACUUAUCAGAAAGUAUUUUGGAGAGAAAAUUGGUUUGUACUUUGCCUGGUUGGGUGUGUACACUCAGAUGCUGAUCCCAGCAGCAGUCAUCGGUGUCAUCGUCUUCUUGUACGGCUGUGUCACUGUGGACUCGGACGUCCCCAGUAUGGAGAUCUGUGAUGAAAGGAACAACAUCACCAUGUGCCCACUGUGUGAUCGCGCAUGCAGCUACUGGAAGCUGGUGGAAGCCUGCGGCACUGCCAGGGCCAGCCACCUGUUUGACAAUAUGGCCACCGUCUUCUUCUCCAUCUUCAUGGCGCUCUGGGCCACAAUGUUCAUGGAGCACUGGAAGAGGAGACAGAUGAGGCUUAAUUACAUCUGGGACCUGACUGGCUUUGAAGAUGAGGAGAGCCAACCGCGGCCAGAGUACGAGUUCAGGGUCAGACUGAAGAGGCAGAGGAAAGAAAGGAACAGUGGUGAAGGUCUGAAGCAUGGAAAUCACAAGCUGACAUGCAAAGACAGGAUGCCAGCUUACAUGACCAUCCUUAUGAUGAUGCUCUUCAUGAUUUGCGUGACCUUCGCCAUCGUAUUUGGAGUAGUGCUGUACAGGAUUUCUAUCAAGACAGCGCUACACAUGAGCUCCUCCUCUCCAUUUCGUUCAAACAUUAGGGCCACGGUGAAAACCACGGCGGCUGUCAUCAACCUCAUCAUCAUCAUCAUCAUGGACGAGAUCUACGGGAUGGUGGCGCGCUGGCUCACGGCUCUGGAGGUGCCCAAGACAGACAAAAGCUUUGAGGAGAGGCUGAUUUUCAAGGCUUUCGUCCUGAAGUUUGCCAACGCCUUCACUCCAAUUGUCUACCUGGCUUUCUUCAGAGGCAGGCUCAUUGGGCGGCCAGGCAACUAUUUCUACGUUAUCGGGAAUUACCGAAUGGAGGAGUGCGCUCACGCUGGCUGCCUGAUGGAGCUGUGUAUUCAGCUGUGCAUCACCAUGCUUGGCAAGCAGCUGAUCCAGAACAAUCUGUUUGAGAUUGGCAUUCCUAAACUGAAGAAAUUGUUUCGGCGCCUUAAGUCAAAGAGAGACUCUAAAAAAGAAGAGGAGUUUCAGAGAACCCUGGCCCGCCAUGAGAAAGACCACUUCCUCGACCCCUAUGUUGGCCUUAAUCCAGAGUAUAUGGAGAUGAUGAUCCAAUUUGGAAUGGUGACCCUGUUUGUGGCCUCCUUCCCUCUGGCUCCUCUGUUUGCGCUCCUGAACAAUGUGAUCGAGAUCCGACUCGACGCCAAGAAAUUCGUCUCGGCGUACAGAAGGCCCAUUGCGGCUAAGGCCAAAGACAUUGGCAUCUGGUACAACCUUUUGAGAGGACUGAGCAAAGUAGCAGUUAUUGUGAAUGCGUUCGUGAUCUCCUUCACUUCAGAUUUCAUCCCCCGACUGGUUUAUCAAUACGUGUACAGUCCUGACGGGACGCUUCACGGCUUCGUCAACCACUCCCUCUCCUAUUUCAACGUCACCGACUUUCAGCCGGGAACAGACCCGGUGGAGCCGAUGUUCCUGGGCUACAAAGUGGAAGUUUGCAGGUAUAAGGAUUACAGAGAUUCCCCAUGGGCAGGUACGCCAUAUGAGCUUUCAAGAGAAUUCUGGAAUAUUCUGGCAGCACGGCUUGCGUUUGUCAUCGUCUUUCAGAAUGUGGUGAUGCUAAUGAGUGACUUUGUCGACUGGCUAAUCCCAGACAUCCCCAAAGACAUCAGCUUGCAAAUUCACAAGGAGAAGAACUUGAUCGUGGAGCUCUUCAUGAAAGAGGAACAUGGAAAGAGGCAUAGGGGAAAGCGAAAGAGCAACCCCAGUCCCCAGGCACACACUCGAACACCUCUGAAUGUCCAAAUCAACAACCACUAGUCCACGUGCCCGAGUGGGGACGAAUACGUCUUUCCCUGUAGUACGACAGAGGUUUGUAUGAAUCAAGACAAACCAGUUUGUGUGAAAGUGUGAAGGUUACAAGGGUUUAAGGUGAAAUGGUACAUUAGAAGAAGUGCAGCUCGCUGACUGGAGUCAGACACAAGAGAGACUGCCUGAUUAUGAUCACAAGAGAUGCCCCAUGACUGCCAUAUACCUUGCAGCUUAGCUUUUCUUUCCGUCUAGGUUACUUCAUGAACACGUAAACGAAACACAGACCCUUUUUUUUUUUUCUUCUGGAAAUUCUGAAGGUUUUUACUGUUUGUGUGUCAUAAUAACGUUUUCUAAGUAGUCAUUAUUGUUGUGUGUCUCAUUUUAACGAAAAGCUCACUUUUAUUUCAGUGCUUUUAUAUUGAUUUUAUUUAACUACUCAGUCAAAACAACAUGAACAUGUCCUCAUUUAUCCUGCUCCAAGUUUGUUCACAAUUGUUUAACGUUUUCAUAAUAAAUGUAUCGUAACACCACUAUGCGCAAGGUCAUGCUUGGUGAAGCUACAGUGCUGGAAGAAAUGAACGGUAACUUUUUUUUUAAUUUUUGGUUUUAGUUUGCUUGCGAAUAAAAAUGAUAGUGUUAUUGCAUAAUGCUGAGAACGAUAGACAAUUCUGGCCCCUUAACCUUUACUGUAAAAUAUAACUGACUGAUUCUGACUAGCGUCACGCUUGAUGGCGAACUUGACGUGUAAUAUAAAACGGCUGCGGUGCGUAAAUGUGCUGCUGAUCACGCUGUAGUUAGUAAAAUAAGAGGAAACCGAUUUAGAUUUUCUGCUUGGUCUUUUUAAAUACAUUUCAGUAGAAACACGCAUAAUCUCUUUCAAGGGUUAUACUAGACUAGAUGGCAUUAAAACAAAUAAUUAGGUGCGUUCAUUAGGUGCAUAAAUGUUUUUGUAAUUCUGAAAAUAUGUCUGCUGUCUUAUCAAGUAUGGAUAACUAUGAUGUUUUGUUUUGUUUUUUUGUUUGUGGUAGAAGAUAGUGGACACAAUAUCUGCAGCUCAAGAGGCCUUAACAUAUAUGUUGCUUUCUGAAAAUGGUUGUACUUUUUACUUAGUUUGUCGGAUCAUAAGUGGUUUGAUUCUGAGGAUCAACGCCUCGGUACUAUGACACACACACACACACACACACACACACACACACACACACACAUACACGCACACACACCUGUUUAAAGUCUCCUCUCUUGUCUUGACUGUUAAUAUUGCAUGUGCAUCUCUAUGUCUCGUAAAACUUGUACUUAUACUCUUGUACUCAGAUUUCACACGUUUUAUCUGUCGAUAGCUGUCUCUUCUCAAAAUUGAAAGAACAAUAAUUGAAACCUCCAAACUUCUGAACUCUUUGAUAUCCAUUUUUAAGGACUGUUACUUCUCAACCACGGUGUACUGUAUAUCAACAAUGCAUACACCUCUGUGAGAAAGGAUUUAUUGAUGUCUUUAUAAAACUUAUUUAAUAUGUAGGACUUGGCUUCAUUCUUCAAAAAUGAUAAAGGCAACAUUGGAAAUCUGUCCCGAUCCAAUAAACUUGCUAUAAGCACACGGAA
Hemibagrus wyckioides is the source of this 4769-nucleotide messenger RNA. It is a transcript of the gene ano1a, whose product is annotated as anoctamin 1, calcium activated chloride channel a. The record is from RefSeq and is a predicted model, not a curated record. Gene Ontology annotation, biological process: chloride transmembrane transport. Gene Ontology annotation, molecular function: chloride channel activity; protein dimerization activity. Gene Ontology annotation, cellular component: plasma membrane. The coding region runs from base 390 to 3182 and encodes 930 amino acids. The transcript is spliced from 25 exons. NCBI's taxonomy places the organism in Eukaryota, Metazoa, Chordata, Actinopteri, Siluriformes, Bagridae.